AGUUGCCACCCUCUAUAACAUUAUUAAAUGGAAAGAAAAAGUAGAGAGAACGGAAAUGGUGGUCUGUCCUAUGUACGGAGAUACUACGAAGUAAUUGCUAGUGGUUGAUGAUUACAUUCAAAAAUGCUCAUAUGCCAGAUAAGACACUGGUACAGCCAUGUCCAUAGACCCAGAUGUUACUGUGCAGGCCCUGUAUGAUUUCAGCUAUGUCACUGAUGAUGGUAGGCAAAUAUCAUUGAAGAAAGGAGAAGAAUAUUUACUUCUGAAGAAAGCAAACAAAGACUGGUGGCAAGUAAUGCGUGAUGGAGAAAAGAAAGCAUUUUAUGCACCAGCAAGUUAUGUAGUAAUUGUAUCUGGUUUAGGGACUAAUCAUGAGGAAGAACCUUUAGAUAAAACUGACACCAAUGCCAACAUAGUGUUAGAAGAUAAUUUCAGAAGUAAUUUUAACAGCGAUCAAGACCACAAACUGUUGCCUAAAAACAAAGUUGUUACUAACGGAAACAAUAACACUACUAUUUCAGCUAAGAUCACCAAUGUUCAGAAACGGGCAGCGCUAUCCUUCAACAAUCCACUUUGUGCCGAUGAUGAUUUUGAAGAACCAGAAGCUGAUUACACUGAUGAAGAUCGGGAAACUGAGGAAAGUCUGGAUGAUGAUGGGAAUAAGUCGACUGAUAGUGCGUCAGGAGAAGUUAUUAGAAAAAUGGAUGAGAGUGAAAACAGCAAGAACACAACUCCUACAUCAGCUGUGCAGACACAGAAUAUUCAGCAACCGUCCAGUCCAAUCUAUGCCAACCUACCAAUUGUGUCAAGGAUGACCCCCCCUUUUCCCUCACCAAGUGAUUCUCCCCUACGUAUUUUACUUGAUGACUGGGUAGAGUAUGCAGAUGAAACUGGUAGAAAAUUUUACUUUAAUAAAUUAACUCAUGAGAAAUCUUGGAAACCACCACGAAGAAAGAACAAUAAACAGGACUGCCCCAGUAACAGUAAAAGCAACAGUCCAUUGGCAGAUACCAGUCCAGAUGUUACUAGACCUUUUCUUCAGUAUGAAAUAAAACAAGACAUCCAUGGGACAAGUAAAGAGAAUGUGUCAUAUAAAAAUGUCAUAUGUCUUUCACCACCAAAAUCACCUAAAUCUAAGAGUCAAAGGUGGAAGUUAAAGCUUAAUCCUGGAUAUGGAAGUAGUACUGAUAGUUUAGACUCCCCCGAAUCACCUUCUACCUUGUCCAGUAAAGAAGAUUGGACUAGGUUUCCUCUAUCUAACAUUCCAAAAGGAUGGAGACAAGAAGUAGAUAAAGUAACAAAAGAAGUUUACUUUGUUAAUAACUCUACCACUAAAAAGUGGUUUUCCUCUAUUGAUGAUAAUGGAAGAAGAUAUUUCUUUGCUGAAGAUAGCAGUGAAUCCUUUUGGGAUCUUCCCAGUGUUUCACUUGCUGAUGUUAAGUGUGUAAAGGAUACCAAAGAUGAAGUUUCACCAUUAAAGUCCAAACAGAAGAACAUCUCACCACCGAAUAGUCUGUCUUCUAACUUUGUACCCAAAAAGGUCAAUUUCUCCACUUCAGGUCUGUCUAGGGCUGAUCGGGGUCUACGAACCAGGUCAUUGGUUCUCCCAGAAACUGUCACCUCUUCCUCUCUAGAUGAUUCUGACAAAAUCUGUAAUGUUCCUCGUUCAGAUAGAGAGAUAAUGAACCUACAAUGGCCUUUGUUUCAAGAUGGGAAAUUGUCUGUAAUAAAACAGGGAACUCUUAACCGAACCAAACUAAUAGAAGGCUCACGUCGCCAGAAAAAGAACUGGUCUUCAUGCUGUGUCAUUCUGACUGACUUGUUUUUGCUGAUAUACAAAGAUAUCCGACCAACUAACAUGACUGUGAUGGAUACAAAGCCAGAAAUGUGUGUGGACCUAAAGGGUACUUUGGUUGAAUGGUGCCCGGACAAGUCUUCAAGAAAAAAUGUCUUCCAAAUAAGUACAGUGUUGGGACAAAGAGUACUUCUUCAGGAUGAUAAUGCUCAGACAAGUAUGGAGUGGUUCAAUUCGAUCAAGACUGCAGUGAUGGGGCUGCCUUCAGGCUUUGAUCAUCAACUUACACAUACAGACCAACAGGACCAUAAUGUGAAAGGGUUAAAAGAUGAAAAAAAAAGAAAUAAAGUGGCACGUUCAAAAUCAACAAAACCAAUUAGAGGAAGCGGUGAUGACAGCCUUGAAACUAGUCCAUUAGAGAAAAAAAAGAAGAUCCGUGACAGAUUACGCAACUUUUUUCUUAGAAGGCCUACAAUGGAAAGCCUCAAAGAAAAAGGAAUUAUUAAAGAUGAACCAGUCUUUGGGUGUAAUCUACAUAGCUUGUGUUCAAGAGAAAAAGUAGAAGUACCAAAGUUUGUAAAGAAAUGCGUACAGGCCAUAGAGAAUCGAGACUUGUCAGCUGAUGGCAUUUAUCGAGUAAGUGGGAACCUGGCACAAGUCCAGAAAAUACGAUUUCAUGUCAAUCAAGAUGACUACUCUCUUUUAGAGGAAGAAGAAGACAUUCAUGUACUGACAGGGGCUCUAAAAAUGUUUUUCAGGGAGAUGAAAGAACCAUUGGUUCCUUUUAAAGCAUUACCACAGUUUUUGUCUGCUAUGGAACAAAAUACAAAACAAGAGAAACUGAAACAUUUCAAGAAGCUUGUACGUUCUCUUCCUCGACCAAACUAUUCAACCCUAAAAUUCCUCUUCAGUCACUUGCUCAAGACCACUAAAGCUAGUGAACAGAACAGAAUGCAUGUACAGAACUUAGCCAUAGUAUUUGGACCAACAUUGAUGUGGUCUGAGAAGGAGUCUUCCAACAUUGCUCUAGACUUCAUGCAACAGAAUUUAGUGAUUGAGUUUCUACUCUUGGAGUUCGAUGAAGUGUUUGGAUAGUUUUAUUUUCAAUUCAUGUUGGCUAGUUAGUUGCUCAUACUUCCAUGUUAUGCAGGUGUAACCAAGCCUUUAGCUCGAUGUUUGUGCAACAGAUUUAACUGUUGCAACAGUAUUAUGCUUGUGGUAUGUAAAUAUUUGCUUUUCAAGCUGAAUGAUGACUGGUUUUGAUAACUGUGGUGGAAACAGUGAUAUAUGCAGCUAAUAUUGCAUGUUUGGCUUUGUUAUUUGUGAAGAUGGUUUGAAUGAUUACACCAGUUUGGCUUUGUUAUUUGUGAAGAUGGUUUGAAUGAUUACACCAGUUUGGCUUUGUUAUUUGUGAAGAUGGUUUGAAUGAUUACACCAGUUUGAGUGACACAUGUGAAAUGUGUAUAUAUAUUCAUGAAAAUAUUUUAGUUCAACCAUGUAGGUCUUGCAUGUUUUCUACCAAUGCUAUCAGUCCACUAAGAGAACUUAAUACAAACUAUUAAAUUAUCUUGUGCCUUUGUAAGUUUGAAAUAGUAAUUUUCAGUAUUUCGUGGAAAACAUUAUACAAAAAUUGGUAUUUGAUAAUUCUAGCAUUAUUUUUAUAUAAUAAUAUUACACCAUUCCAGUUUGUGAUUAAGGAGUAAAAAAGUGAGAGUUUGAAAACAUUCCAUUUUGCUGUAUAUUUGUUUUUAUGUAAAUCCUUAGUUUAAAAUAACCAAAUUAAAAAACCUUGUAUUUUAAUGAAUCUUUAAUAUAUAAUUAACUGAGUGAUUCCAGUAAUAAGUCCAUGAUUUAGUGCCUUUAUAAAGUUGUUUAGUUUCGGUUUAGAAAAAUUGUACAUAACACUGUUUAACAAUUUUUAUAAAAUAUAUAUAUAUAUAUGUAUUAAAAAUGUAUAGAUUAUUCAGAGUCAAAUAAAAACAGUAUUUUCAAACAUAUACACAGCUACUAUAAAUUGAAAAAAAUUGAUAAGUAGUUUAGCAAAAAGUUCCUUUUUUUUAAGCAAAAAAAGUAAAGAAAAAUUAAGUGUUUGAUUUUCCUAAAGUUUAUAAGAGAAGCUGAUUUUAAAAACAAUAUUUUUUGGUUUACAUGUGUUCGUUAGUCUGUAUGUUGAAUACUAGUUAUCUAGUGGUGGCAAAAGUAAAUAAAUCCAAAAUAAUCCACUUAAAAUAUUCAAGGUACAAUUUACAUAACUGAAAUAUUUGCAAAAUGCCAAGUACUUUACAGGUGUAGAUUAAUUGGAACAUUUAAUAGCAGUAUUCUUAAAACUUGCAGUUGAAAAGAACAUUUCUUUUGCUGUUAAUAGCCUUUUGGUUUGGAUGAAAAACAUUUGUGAAAAUUUAACAUAAAUCUAGCCUCCCGGUGAAAUCUGUAAAAAACCUGUAUUUUGUUCCUAUCAUUUAUUUUUGCUUAAUAUAGGCCUAAAAAACCUGUAACUUUGAAAGUAACCCUACAUUUUAACCAGAAAUACAAUUAUCAAAACUGUAGUUGUGAUAUUACCAUAAUUAUCCAAUACAGAUCUGUGGAAAUAUAAUGAUUUUGUUGCAUUCUUGAUGUGGUUGGAUAAUUCAGACUUCUUUAUCAGAACUGACAUGGUAAAAUCUUUGUCAUCACACACAGAGUGAUGGAUUUCUCCAUGGGAAAUUUUACAGAUAGGUAUAGAAAUUCACAUUUAUUAUUAGCCAAAUAUAAAUAUAUAUUAACAUUUUAAAAAAUAUUUAUUUUUGUAAUGGCCCACUGGGAGGCUUGGUAAAUGAAUUUUUAGUUUUAUAGAAGUCAUAAGAUAUAAAAAAGAAAAUGAUUGUUUUGGUUGAGGCUUAGAUUUUAUCAAUAAGAAGUAAACAUUUCCUAAAAAAAGCACGUAACAUUUCAGCAAAUAAGUAACAGUGCCAAUAUUUUGAGAAGCAGUCGAUUUUUGGUCAAAUAAUUAAGUAUUAAAAUAGUUAAUUCACAGUAAAUGCAAAGAUACUAAUACUUUUGGCUUUAUCUUUCGUGUAAAAAAUGAGAUUUAUGUUGUAUCUUCAGGACAAUGGAAGUUAAAUAUACAAGUUGUUCAUCAAAGUUUUGUAUGCAUUCAGUUUCUAAAAGGAUAAAUAUUUAUUGUUUUGCAAGUACUUGACACAUCUCUUUAUACUUGGCAUUAUGAAGCACUUCCCAGAAAAAUAAAUAAAUUAUUCUUACUAAUACUAUGUAUUAUUUUUUUUCUACUUCUGUCAUGUGCAGCUAGUCCAGCAGCUGUACCAAACAAUUGUAUACUUGGUGUUAGAAUGAGGCCAAUAAAGUGAUUUAAGUUUUUUUUACAAAUAAAUAAAUGAAAUAUUUAAAUUUAUUGUGCUCGUACUGAUUGAAUAUAUUUCAAAGUUGAUCCUACCAUCAUAUAAUUAGUUGUUAGGCUAAUUGGCCAUAAAGAAAUUUACAAAAAGAUAUCUUGUAUUUUUUAUUUAUGUAAAUGAUUAACUUGAUAGUUAGCCUUUACUUCAGUGAUUAACUUUGAUGAUUUGUGUUACUGUUGUUUCACUAAAACUUUUGAACCAUGAUCCACAUUAAAGUUUUAACUUUUUACUGCAGUAACAAUAUGUUUAUUUGGAAGUACCAUGUUUUGUAAAUGUGUCACGUAACCCUGCGAUGUGAAUAAUUGUUUUUCAGAAACCAUUAUUCCAUACAGUAAGCUGUAAAAAUUGUGUAUUAAAUAGAUGCUGAAAGAUUAGUAAGUAUGAAGUAACAGCUCAAGUUCACUACCUGGUAUUACUGGAACAGUUUUGAACGUUAAGCUAUAUAAUGUUUGCACGUAUGUUAUUAUGGGUUCGGAAAUAUCCAUGUUUCAAAACCUGCGUUUAACCUACUAGGGUCAUUAUAUGUUGCUGUAAUUAGAAUGAUAAUGUAAAUAAAAGGUUAGAAGCUGUACAAAAAAACAUUUUAAAGAUAAACAUGGCAAAAGGUAUUAAGUAUCGGACUAUCAUGUAACAAAAUGUAAACCAUAUGCAUUCAUUAAAAUUACUAGAGAAUUUUAAGAUAAAUUAUUCAUUCCUAGAAGACAUAGUACAGAAUUAAAGUAGUUGAAGAUCUCAAGGUUGAAAGUGUACUACAGUAUUAUUAGAUGAAGUUCUUUUAGCUUUAGGUUCGUAAGAAGAACUUAUUACUUUAGAUAGUUUAAGCCAAAGACUUCUGAUAAAAACUGUAAUUAGUUCUUUCACUUUGGUUUUUGAAAGACAAGCUUCCAGUGCAAGAAAUAACAUUAACUUCUUCAAACCAAAGAUAUUUACUUGUACAAUAGAAGUUUAAAUAGUUUUGUUGUUGGAUAUUCUAGGUGUGUGUUAUUCAUCAGGAGAAACAGUUUCCAAACUUAAAAAAUAUUUUGAUGUGAGACCUGAUGAAGGUUGUUUAUUUUGAAUAUUGCUAUGAAGCAAAACUUUUUUUUUUUUCGUUGUGAAGAUGUUUUAGCUGUUUCACACCGUUCAGUACUUAUUGAAGGUCAGCAACUAUGGUAUCUGAAUUGUUUAUAAAAAUAUUUGUUGAAAAAAAAGUUGUGUUUUAGCUAGCACAUUUUUUUUUGUUUCAUACCCAAGAAUAUUGUAGCAUGAAAAGUACAGUACCUUGGAUUUAUUUUUGUUUCUAAUUUGUAAUUAAAUAUGUGUGUUAUAAAUGAAGAUAUUUUUCUAAAUUUUGUCUUAAGUCACGUUAUUGUAAUAAUCAAAAUACAGAAAUGCAUUUUGAUGUCGAAGUAUGUUUGUUUGUUUUUCAAAGAUAAAGACAGUUUAUUUACCAUUUGCUAAUUAUUGAUGUUGAUAAAAUAAAAUA
Molecule: messenger RNA, 6652 nt
Organism: Limulus polyphemus (Atlantic horseshoe crab)
Lineage: Eukaryota; Metazoa; Arthropoda; Merostomata; Xiphosura; Limulidae
Product: rho GTPase-activating protein 27-like
Exons: 16
Coding region: 158-2890 (910 amino acids)
Biological process (GO): signal transduction; regulation of GTPase activity
Cellular component (GO): cytoplasm
Molecular function (GO): protein binding
Source: RefSeq, a predicted model, not a curated record